GCAAACCAGAUAAACCGCUUGUGCUUCCGCCUGCUGCUCGUCUCCAUCCAACCUCCAACCUCCAACCUCAUCCCCAUCCUCGUCUUCAUCCCCCAUCAUCCACACCCUUUCUCCACGCAUCUUGCUUUCCCUCUGCCCAUCGUCCAUCUUUCUUUAUUCAUCUCUCCAUCCCUUAAGCGGCUAUCUCGUUUGCUGCUGGGCUUGUCUCUGGCUUCUUGUCUGCUACUCUCACUUCUUCCUCCUUUUGUUUGAGGCUCCCUGCUCGCCUCUCCGACUCUCAUCUGUAGUGUGCUACCAAAAUGGCUGAGAUCCGCCGCAAACUUGUCAUCGUUGGUGAUGGUGCAUGUGGAAAGACAUGUCUACUGAUUGUUUUCUCCAAGGGCACCUUCCCUGAGGUCUAUGUCCCAACUGUUUUCGAGAACUACGUGGCCGAUGUUGAGGUCGACGGAAAACAUGUCGAGUUGGCACUUUGGGAUACGGCUGGCCAGGAAGAUUAUGACCGCCUCAGACCCCUCUCGUACCCUGAUUCCCACGUUAUCCUGAUUUGCUUCGCUAUUGAUUCCCCUGAUUCGCUUGACAAUGUCCAAGAAAAGUGGAUUUCUGAGGUUCUGCACUUCUGCCAAGGCCACCCAAUUAUCCUCGUUGGCUGCAAGAAGGAUCUGCGUCACGACCCUAGAACCAUUGCGGAGCUGACCAAGACGUCCCAGAAACCCGUCACCCCAGAACAGGGUGAGGAGGUCCGCAAGAAAAUUGGCGCUUACAAGUACCUGGAAUGCUCUGCCCGGACAAACGAUGGUGUUCGUGAGGUGUUCGAGUCCGCUACCCGUGCAGCACUUUUGGCAAAGAAGGAGAAAAGAUCGAAAUGCAGAAUCUUGUAAAUUUCUUUCUUAUGUUUCCAGCCCAGCCAUAUCGAUCUGGGGUCUCAACGGCUAAGCCUUCUGGUAACUGGGACAACGAUAUCUGGACAGAUUCUUUCCAUGGCUCGCGGUGUCUGUCGUUGUGUUGAGAUGGUGUGGAUUGUCUGAACCAUCUGCAUGGGUACUCUUAAUAUGGAUCAUCUGGCUAUGCAAUUGGUCGGCUUGAUAUUUUCAUUUCCGGAGUCUAUCUAGGGAGCCCUUUUUAAUAGCCUCAAAGAGGCUAGUCCCAACUCUCGAAUUUGGCCAAUCGAUGCAUAUAUCGCUUGUUCACCUAUUUCCUGUGAGAUUUUGAGCAACCUCCUUUCAGAAGAAAAUCCGAGAAAGGUCGACAACAAUAAACAAGAAAAAAAAAAGACAAAAUUUCCUUCAACUCUAUUUCUACUUCUUUCUCCGGCCAUCCACGAGUGCCUUAUCCCAUGUCCCACUCUGUUUUAUAUCGAUCGAAACCAACCGAGAGAAUGAAGCACUGGGGGAAUCUAAUAUCUAGUGUACCAGAUCAUAUUCCCCUUUUUGGCUGUGGGCUAUGCGUUGUUUUCAGCUUGACUCUUUCGUUUUAAAUUUUCCUUGACUAAGAUCUUAUUUUACUUUACUGGCUUACCUGAUUUUUUAUCUUUAUUUUUUUUAUUUUUUAUUUUUAUUUUUUUUUUAUUUUUUUUUUUUUUUUUUGCGUUUGCGUUUUUUUUCGUCAAAAUAAGAGCGUUGUGAUCGUUACCAAAUAUUCUGGGCCUCUGUAUUCCUCUCCUUGCUCGGCUAACCAUUCACACAAAUAUACCGCACCGCCCAAGAGCUAACGUCCCCCUUCGAACCAUAUACAAUACUUAGUUUUAGAGAGGAAACGGUAGUCCCCAGCCCCCGUGCUCCGCUUGAACGACCCCAACAUUUCCAUAUAUUUUUGUUUUCCGUUUCCCCCAUUUAUUUUUAUCCCCUGAAUUCGGUUUAUUUCUUACACCCUUUCCUAAAUCCCCGGGUUUUUGCUUGCCUACUAUAUCUUUAUUGCUCUAGCCCCCUUUUUAUAUUAUUUGAUUUGACUAAACUUCCCUUGGUGCCUAUUUUUUGCUCUAUGGGUUUUCCCUGUUGUCCUUUCUCCCCUCAAGUUUUGUUUCGAUUGCUUGUUCUCUGUUGUCAGUCACUCUUGCUUCAAGUCUCAAAUCUCGGAGAAGCCCUUAUCCUGCCUGUCCCAGUGCCAACCCUCGUUGCGGUGCCCAUGCCUCCUCCACCCCGUCGUCUCCAUGUCUAGCCUGGCGGUAUAAUAAUCUCUUGAAAUUCAGGCGUAUACAAUCAGAAAUAUUUCGUUUUGCUCAAUUAGAGAACCUUUUCCUGCUUCUUCUUAAUCUCUCUCUCCAUGUCUUGUCGGGAUGCAGCUUCCCCCUAUUUCUUCGGGCUAUCGCGUUUGCAUGCAUCGGAUCCAUAUAACUACAUGGUGUAGAGUAGAUGGCGUAGCAAGCAGGUCGAAUACCUCCUGUUCGUAAUAUACAUACAAACAUGCGAGCUCGUCGGUUAUUGUAGUGUAAUUUCUUUCAAAUAUUUUAGUUUCCCUUUCCCUUCACCCUAAAUCUGAUGUGGACCUGAAAGACGCCGCGAGACAUUCGGUUUAUUUUGAAUGAAGGAUGAAGCUUUGCGAUUAUUUGUUGUUUACCCUGCUAUGGUGUCCAUCCUUGUCCGGGACAGUGGUCGGGCUUGUCGGGGUUAUCGGGGUUCAUCUGUGCUAAUAAUCGCUAGUAAGGAGGCGUGGGUGGAAUCUAUGUUUGUUUGUUUGUUUGGAGUUUAUUUUUUGUUUCCAUUUUUAUUUUUACUUAUUUUUACUUAUUCCCCUUUGCUUUUUAUUCUCUGGUGCUUAUUUAGCCCACCCAUUUCCAGUUUGCUGUUGAAUCAGGGGGGAGAAGAAAUAUCUAUUCAGUACCUAGUACAUGAACAUACAUCACAGGCAUGCGCAGUAACGCAGCACCAAAUAAUAAUAAUAAAAAGCCAGAAUAAAAAGCCAGCCGAUAUUCAUCAGCGUCGUCGUCACCCGUCUAUCGACGGUACGCCCCUAGAACAUGCCGCAGUAACUAAUAAGUAGUUACCGUUGGUGUUGAUGUAUCUAUGUUUUUUCCUGCGUUAAGUAAGACAUUGCAUGCAUGCAGAAGAAUGGUUGGGCUGGACUGGUGGAGACGGAACGACCUGACUUACGAAUGCGCCCUAUUCGACGCGGCGUACGUACUCCCCUGAAAUCCUCCGAUGGUUAGACACUAUUCUUCGUAAGGGUGGAUCUAGAUGUUGCUGUUUACACAGUAGGCUUGGAAGUGGAAGCGGAUCGGGAGAGGAGUGCGACCUGAUGAGUACCUGUUAUUCAUCAUUGGCGGAUUACGUACAGUCUAACUCCCUACACCGCUGUACUCAAGGUACCUGACGUACUACUACUGUACGAACGUGGACAUACGGCUGAAUGUCUAGAUCUACGCGUAGCGUGCGUCUUUUUAAAUUCGUGGGACAGGCUGCCCGGCCGAUGCGUGCUAUGUAGAUACCUACCUAUAGUAGGUUGAUAGACAUGGGGGAACAGUGCGAACGGUAUUGUUAAACUAGAAUGAUGCUUUCACGCCAAUGAUUCAACUACAUAUUUUGAUUUCAUGAGCCUCUCGACUACCUAAGGGCCCCUGGCAGAAGCUCUCAGACGCAAUACACUCAGCAGUCGCUUUCCCCCCUCCCCUUUCGCGAUGCAAAACUGAUUCAGCCUUGGGCUCUUCGCCAUAUGUUGCACUUGCCUUCCUCUACUAGUCCGCUACCGGUUCAAAUUCAACAAGGCCUGGAUAUACCUCCGCGCAUCCAGCCCCACGCCUUCAGCCAGUUUUCCGGGGCCCAACCAGCUUCCUCGUCCAUUCCCGGUACUGGACUGCGAGGCGGCUGAGGCACCGCUAAUGUCGCGGAAGAAUCUCGCUCCGCUGGAAUGGCGGGUAUGUCCUGACACAGCGCAAUCGCUGGCUUUCCGGACAAGAAACGCUUCCUUUGGCGCCUUCGGAGCGGGGGUUUGCUGAAGGGUUGACGGAGUUCGUGACUGCUGUUCCCCUUCGUCUGCUUCACCUUCACCUUCUUCUCCUUCUACUUGUUUGCUAGAAUGAGAGCCUACACUGGUGUCCUUAAGCCGCAUCCACAAUACCCACCAGCCCCGGCUUGUCCUGCACGUCCGCUCAAUUUCAGACGCGCGAUUACGGGUUUCGAUAUAUGUAUUUAUGAUUUGAGUAUGGACAUUGAUCGUAUCCUGGCGGGUCCAUGGUGGUUCCGAAGAUCCCGGGGAUGAUAACUUUAUCGUUUGCACUGGCAUUCCUGGCUCUGGAAUGUCGGGAAGUGAAGUGUGAAUAAAUCGCGCUUCAGGGUCAUAGAUAAAAUCGUAGAGAGGAGACUGUCCACUGGGCUUUUCCUUCGAAUUUCGAUACUGAUCCCAGAGGGGAGCUCGCUGGGGUAUUUUGUCCAAUGACGUUGACAGUAAUAGAGGCUUUUGGAGAGGGCCAAUCUGGUGAUGGAUACUCCGGUAAAACGAUGGAGAUGAGAGUGAGGAUGUUUUAGAUUCGAAGAGGAAUGUGAACAUGAAUGGUUGGUUCUGGAUUUCCUAAUUAGCUCUCGCUGAUAUGGGGCAAGUUUUUAGUACGAGGUUCUUACGAGAUAUACUACCACUUGCAGAUCCUGGUAUUUAUCGAUGGACGCCGUAUCUGUGUAUUUUUUUGAGUGGUUAAUGUUUGAGGUUAGGCCGCCUGCAACCAAAUAGUAACAUACCCUCAAAAUCCCCAUUCGAUGCGGACUCCUCCAUCAUUAGGGUCAAUGUUCGUAAGACGGUUCUCUCUUUCUGAGAUCCUUUUGCUUGCGGAUUCCGUAGUUCGGUAGCCUGCGGGUCAUCUUCCUCAUCACUAUCCUCUAUCUCUGGGUCAUCACGAAGUCCUAUUAUAAACCUCCCAUUAUUGUCUGUCCGUGGGAGCGGCGUGCUUUCUGGUUCAGUAGAGCUUGCCACUGACAAAGAAUCGGCCUCUCCUGCAGCUGGUUGAGGGCUGCCACCGAAUCUCAAAAAGUUCACUCUAGGAUGAGAUAGAGAAAAAUUGGAUGGAUCAGCCCAAGACGUCCCGUAUCCUAGAGUCAAUAAUUUCAUGAAUUUCUCCGUACCAAAUCCGGACGGAUCGGCGGAGUUUUCUGUAGAGGAUUUCGUGCUAUCUUGUGCAUUAAGGUUACUUUCUCUAGAUUUCGACAUUUCAGUGGCUUGUUUGAUUGUUGAGUUUGGCCCUGCUAGUAUGGGAGGAGGAAUUCCAGGAGACAAGCUGCGUUUUGGAGUACGGCUCGGGGACUUUGGAUUGGGGGCUUUGCUUUCGCCGUUUGAGGUUCCGCCCUCUGGACCUUUUCGUCGCUUGCGUCGAUGGAUAGAUUUCGGAUCACGUCUGACCCCAAAUGUAUCUUCACCAUAUCGGUAUAUCCACUCCAUCCAGUGAGAGACUCGAGUAAGAGACUGCUUCGAAAUAGCCCCGACACCUGAGAAUACCACGCCAUCGAAUGAAUGCGGAGGUGUAUUACACCCUAUCCACGGGUGACUUUCUGCAGCGGACCCUGCGUUUGUUGACUGCUGGCCGGGGGAAUUAUCUCUCUGGCCGUUGGGAGAUGUGUCCCCAAAACGUGAUACUACCAGGUCGACUAGGCCGUCUGUUCUUGAAACAAAAUCUUCCAAAACUUCGCGUUCUCCGCUUCCCCAUUCCUCUUCCCCAACACCAAUUCCAAGUUCCCCUGUCGCUGCGAGUUUGAUGCCAUUGUAGAUCUCAACCGCCGGGUUUCCAUUCAAAAGAGGAUUCCAAUUCCAUACGAAUCUUAACCAAAAAUAUUCCAGUGCACUGCAAAAUGCUGUUCUCUGCAGGCGACUGUAGAGAACACCGAGAGACGGCCCAUGAUGGAGGAGAAAGAUGGAGUGCGCUCUCAGCAAUUGCUGAAGGAUGAGACGUGCAGGGGCAACUUCGCGGGACGAAUAUUCAACUAGCGGUUCUGGCGCAUUAUCUGGUCGUGAUUCAGGCGAUGUCAGGGGCUCUGAGGAUAUACGAGUAUAGUCGAUAGACUGCAAAUUUAUUAGCGACGAACAACGUCUGGGGGCGAAGGUGUACCAUACCGCUAGAAUCCACCAACCGGUUUCCAGCUCAUGCAACACGAUCCUGGACUUUUCAGUUUCGACUGUAUCUACCGCUUCACCAUUGGAGAAGUUCCUAGAGCGAGCUCAGUUGGUGCUGUACAUUUGAAUACGGGCGAGAUUCGGAGGCGAUACCUACUUGGCGAAGCUCACCAUGCCUUGCGCCAGACCUAUCUGGCGCAACUUCUCAUUGUUAUCGAUUUUAGCACAAUCGGUAGCGCCCCUCUGCGCAGCUCUCUGUUGCGUGCUUCUAGCUAGCUUUUCGUUUUCCUUUCUCGAAUAGUAGAAAACAAUUUGAUCUCUGAGA
Molecule: messenger RNA, 6352 nt
Organism: Blastomyces dermatitidis ER-3
Lineage: Eukaryota; Fungi; Ascomycota; Eurotiomycetes; Onygenales; Ajellomycetaceae
Product: GTP-binding protein rhoA
Exons: 7
Coding region: 300-878 (192 amino acids)
Biological process (GO): small GTPase-mediated signal transduction
Molecular function (GO): GTPase activity; GTP binding
Source: RefSeq, a predicted model, not a curated record